AUGAGGCUCUCUCCGGCUCCUGCUCUGGAUCCAAGUUUGGCUGGUAGUCUGGUUCUACUACAUCUAGCUGUGGUGGCUGGUGGGCUUGCCUGGCUCUCGUCUGCCUCUGUCUCUGCCUCUGGGCUGGAGUCUGUCAGAUGCAGACUCCAAGGCACCCCUCGUCCUCCGGCGUUCUCCCAGGACGGGGACUUUGUCAUCGGGGGUGUUUUCUCCAUCCAUUACUAUAUGCACACUGUGGAUCACAGCUACACCAGCCUGCCUGAGCCCCUGCAGUGCACAGGGAGAAUGGAUUCCCGUGAGUUACGCUUCUCGCGUACCAUGAUCUUCGCAGUUGAGGAGAUAAACAACAGUUCACACCUGCUACCGGGUGUCACCCUUGGUUAUCAAGUACACGACUCCUGUGCCUCGGUUCCUAUGGCCGUGAAAGUGGCCUUCCAACUGGCUAACGGCCUGGACCCAAUGUUUGAUACCGGACAACAGUGCUCGGGGUCGGCUACAGUGACAGCUAUCGUGGGCGAGUCUGGCUCCACGCCAACUAUCAGCAUGUUGCGCAUCACCGGCCCUUUCGGCAUUCCACAGGUGAGUCACUCUUCCACCUGUGCGUGUCUGAGUGAUAAGAAACAGUAUCCAACCUUCUUCAGAACCAUCCCCAGUGAUCAGUUCCAGGCUGCCGCUCUGGCAAACCUCAUCAGGCACUUCGGCUGGACCUGGAUUGGGGCGGUCCGUUCCGACUCUGACUACGGUAAUAACGGGAUGGCUGCUUUCCUACAGGCAGCACAAGAGGAAGGCAUCUGUGUGGAGUAUUCUGAAGCCUUCUACCGUACCAACCCACUCAGCAGAGUGCAACGGGUGGCCGACGUAAUCCGCAGCUCCACAGCCCAGGUGGUGGUUGCAUUCGUAGCCUCUGGGGACAUGAGGAUCCUGCUGGAGGAGAUGGAACGCCUGCCCUCUCCGCCCCGCCAGUGGAUCGGGAGUGAGUCCUGGGUCACUGACCCAGAUAUGUUGCGCUUCGGACUGUGUGCCGGGGCCAUCGGAUUUGGCAUCCAACGCUCUGUCAUCCCCGGCCUCAGGGACUUCCUCCUGGACCUCUCCCCACAGAAGGUGUCCAACUCUCUCCUGCUAACUGAGUUCUGGGAGGGAGCAUUUGGCUGCAGGCUGAGGAUAGGGACCUCAUCAACAGGUGUUGGGGUUGAAGAGAAGGUGUGUGAUGGCAGUGAGGAUAUACAACAGCUACAGGCCCCCUACACAGAUACAUCCCAGCUGCGUGUCACUAACAUGGUGUAUAAAGCUGUUUAUGCCAUAGCACACGCCAUCCACAGUAUCGUUUGUGAAGAGAGAGAAAACUCCACUGUGAACUGUGACAAAAACCUAAAUGUGAAGCCAACACAGGUCCUGGAGAGAUUGAGGAGUGUGAACUUCUCUCGUAACGGGUACCAGGUGUCUUUCGAUUCCAACGGGGACCCAGUGGCCACCUAUGAGCUUGUCAACUGGCAGAUACGGGAGAGUGGGAAGAUGGAGUUUGUGACAGUGGGGCGCUAUGAUGCGUCCCUGCCUCCUGACCAGAGGCUUGACAUGGAGAGGGAAAUCACCUGGGUAAAGAACAGUACGGAAGUACCUGUGUCAGUUUGCAGUGAGAGAUGUCCCCCAGGCACUCGUAAGGCUGUACAGAAAGGAAAGCCUGUAUGCUGUUAUGACUGUAUCCAAUGUGCAGAUGGAGAGAUCAGUAAUAACACAGAUUCUUCAGACUGUCUGAUCUGUCCAGAAGAGUACUGGCCCAACGCUGAGAGAGACCUCUGUAUCCUUAAACCUGUGGAGUUCCUGUCCUUCCACGAGGUCCUCGGAAUCAUCCUGACUGCCUGCUCUAUGGGCGGGGUUUGUCUGGCCAUCGCCACGGCAACUGUCUUCUACCGCCACCGAACUUCGGCCAUCGUCAGGGCCAACAACUCUGAGCUGAGCUUCCUACUGCUCUUCUCCUUGGCUCUGUGUUUUCUGUGUUCUCUUACUUUCAUUGGCCGGCCCUCUGAAUGGUCCUGUAUGCUGCGUCACACAGCGUUUGGGAUCACCUUCGUCCUCUGCAUCUCUUGUGUUCUGGGGAAAACAAUAGUGGUGUUGAUGGCCUUCAGGGCUACACUUCCAGCCAGUAAUGUCAUGAAAUGGUUUGGUCCUCCACAGCAGAGAUUGACUGUAGUGUCCUUCACGUUUGUCCAGGCUUUGAUAUGCACUCUGUGGUUGGUCCUGUCCCCUCCCUUCCCCAUCAAAAACCUCACUACCUACAAGGAAAAGAUAAUUCUAGAGUGUGAUGUGGGUUCAGCUAUUGGAUUCUGGGCUGUAAUGGGCUAUAUAGGACUCCUGUCUCUCUUGUGCUUUGUGCUGGCUUUUCUGGCUCGGAAGCUGCCGGAUAACUUCAACGAGGCCAAAUUCAUCACCUUCAGCAUGCUCAUAUUCUGUGCAGUCUGGAUCACCUUUAUCCCAGCUUAUGUCAGCUCUCCUGGAAAGUUCACUGUAGCUGUGGAGAUCUUUGCCAUCAUCACCUCUAGCUUUGGGUUGUUCUUUCUAUUAUUUGUUCCUAAAUGCUUUAUUAUUCUGUUCAGGCCGGAGAAGAACACCAAGAAACACCUCAUGGAGAAGACAUCCAAUGAUAAACGUUAUUAAGAAAUGAUAGAGGGGAACAAACAUUGUAACGAUCAGUUAUAUUGUUUAUCAUAUAGUUAGGACUACUUUGACAGAGAUGACCAACAAUUUAGCAGCUAAUCAUUGGUAACAUUGUAACUAGUUACAUGACACAGGUUCACUGUAGAUAUACCAAUGUUAUGAGAGAUUGUUCAAAUCUAGAUUUUUAAAAUGAUAUUACUAAUGCCCUAGAUUAUAGACAGUGCUGUGCCGCCUUGUUCAUUGAUUUAGCUAAAGCUUUUGACACUGUCGACCAUGCGAUUCUUUUGGGUAAGCUGUUGUCAUUAACACUGGGAUUGGAUGCCUGCCGUUGGUUUCAUGACUAUCUAAAGGAUAGAAGUCAGGCUGUUAGAGUCGACGGCAUCCAGUCGGAGCCAUUGGAGUUGCUUAAAGGGGUCCCACAAGGUUCCAUACUUGGUCCAUUACUGUUCACUCUCUACAUAAACAACAUCGGUGAUGAGAUAAGAAAGUGUCAAAUUCAUUUAAAUGCUGAUGACACUGUCAUCUACUCUUUCGCUUCAACGGCUGACCAAGCAUUAUCACUGUAUUUUAUACAGCUGAAACUUGUUUUAAAUGCAAAUAAAACACAUUUGAUGAUUUUAAUAGGUUCAAAAAGUUGGUUGAAAAUACACUUGCACUUACGAGCUUGGAUGGUUUUUCGAAUUAAUCAGGUCUCUGCAUAUAAAUACUUAGGGACAUGGUUGGAUGAUGAACUGUCUUUUAAAAUGCAUAUUGACCAACUUUGUAAACGGCUAAAAAUCAAGCUAGGCUUCCUCUAUAGAAACAGGACAUGCUUGCCCUCUACAAAUAGAAGACAAAUGAUACAAGCUACUUUUAUGUCUGUUAAAGAUUAUGGGGAUAUUAUUUACAUGCAUUCUACGGCAUCAACACUUAAAUAGCUGGGUCCUACUUAUCAUUGCGCACUUAGGUUUAUUACGGGUGCUAGCUACAGAACUCACUUUUAUAUCAAAUUGUGGGUUGAACUUUGCUGUCUGUGAGACGAGAACACACUCUCGUGUUUGUCUAUAAAGCACUUCUGAAAAAGCUACCUUCUAAUUUAUCAUUACUCAUCAAUAUUAUAAUUAUAUAUCCUAAAACCAGGCUCAAGCAUGGAUUACACUUGAGGCCCAUGUGAUUUCCACAGAGUUGGGUAUGGCUGCCUUUUCCUAAUACUCUCCUUGCCUAUGGAAUAGCCUGCAGACUAAACUUAAACUUAAGAAUCUUGUCCCCCUUGAUCAUUUUAAAUAUUUAUUGGAGCAUUGUUUUAAAAAUUGCUUGUAACUGUUUCGGGAAAUGCAACUUCUUGUGCUGUUAGUAGAAUAACCUACGUGUAAAUUAAAUCUGUUUCUGUAUGUUUAUUGUGUUAUCUGUGAUAGUUUUGUUUGUCUUGUUUAGUGUUUUAAUCAUUGUACAUAAACUGUAUGUGUAAACAUGUAUGCCAGGGCUCAGCUGUAACAGAGACCUUGUUCUCAGGCUGUGUUCCUUGUUGAAAUAAAGUUAUAAAAAAAAAAUAUAUAUAUUUAAAAAUCUAACU
Molecule: messenger RNA, 4204 nt
Organism: Oncorhynchus gorbuscha (pink salmon)
Lineage: Eukaryota; Metazoa; Chordata; Actinopteri; Salmoniformes; Salmonidae
Product: extracellular calcium-sensing receptor-like
Exons: 7
Coding region: 1-2652 (883 amino acids)
Biological process (GO): G protein-coupled receptor signaling pathway
Cellular component (GO): membrane
Molecular function (GO): G protein-coupled receptor activity
Source: RefSeq, a predicted model, not a curated record